AUAAAUUAAUUCACAACCCCAAAUAUCCAUAGAUGGUUCUGGAACUUAGCUCAAUUUUGCUCAAAAUUAAUUGGGCUGCAUAAAAAUUAACCCAAAAACUAUAAAUUGGAGGUGAUAAAUAUGUCGUAGAAUUAGUUCAGGUUUGCAAAAACUGAAUCAGAAAACUAUAUAGUUAAGUUAUUUGAAAUACCAAAAAUAUCCUCAAAUCGAGGUGAGCGAAAGCUGAUUCAAAGGUAAGUUUUUUUUGCAAUGUCACCAAAAGCUUCGAUUGAAUCAUGUGCAUAUCAGUUCAAUUCUUGGAACCCUUUUAAUUCAAAAGGCAUUGAUUACGAUUCAUCGAAAAGUGGGGUCCACAGUAAGCGUCAAUGUAGAUCAGAUCGAACAAGAUCAAGUACAAUUGAAUCAGCUGUUCUUGAUAUGUCUAAGCUGAGUUUAUUCGAUGAGAAAUGUGAUAAUUUGAAGUAUAUAUGUGGUAAUAAGAGGAGGAGAAGGCGUGGGUCGAGGUCAGUUUCGGGUAGGAGUAGUGAUAGGAGUGGGAAUAGGAGGAGGUGUUGUUCUGUUGGGGCUUCAGCUGCUUAUGGGACUUGUUCGGAUUUUCAUGUUGCGGUUGGGACUGAUUCGAGCGGGGAGUUGUUCGUUAAUGGUGGUAGUGGUAGUGGUGGUGGUGGGGAUGUAAUGCAUUGGACGUUGGAUGGUGGUAGUAGUGAGGUGGUUAGUAAUACGACGACGAGGAGGAGUUUGAGGAAGGAGAAGGAAGAGAGCAAUGUGAAUGUGUUGCAAAAUGGGGGGAAUUUUGAGGGGUUGGGGAAUGAAUCGGGGUAUGGGAGUGAACCGGGGUAUAGAGGGGAUGCGGAGUUUGGAUAUGGCGAUGAGUUUGAUGAAGAGGAAGAUGAUCAACGAGUCUCUUUUUGGGGCGACGAAUUUGGAG
Molecule: messenger RNA, 928 nt
Organism: Capsicum annuum
Lineage: Eukaryota; Viridiplantae; Streptophyta; Magnoliopsida; Solanales; Solanaceae
Source: RefSeq, a predicted model, not a curated record